AUGAAUGAGACUCUGGGACGCGGUUAUGCUCGCAUAGAGGCGAUACGAGCGGCACGCGGCGAGCCUCUAGGAGCGAUGACAGACCCUGGUGCUCCGCCCCCUGACCGAUAUAACUCUGUUUAUUUCACACUCUUUGUUGCCGGAGCUGCUUUUCUUCUUCCUUUUAACAGUUUCAUCAUGGCAGUAGACUACUUCCAGCACCAUUACCCCGACACAACUAUCAUGUUCGAUAUGUCAACGGUGUAUAUCGCUUCUGCAUGUGUGGCCGUCGUUACUAACAAUCUCUUGUUAGACCUUUUCACAUACAACACGAGGAUUACCUUCGGUAUCCUGGUGUCUCUCGCUACAAUGUUGUUCGUGGCAGUGUGUAAUAUAGGCUGGGAUGGAUUCUCGAUGCGUGUAUCGUACACCAUAAAUUUGGUUGCCAUAGGCGUAGUCGCCUUCGGCUGCACAGUCCAGCAGGCAUCUUAUUACGGCUUCACUGGAUGUUUACCACCACGUUACACCCAGGCUGUGAUGGCAGGAGAAAGCGCUGCCGGUUUCUGGGUAUCACUAGACCGAAUCGUCACCAAAUACGGUUUUCGGCAACCACGCCGCAGCACAUUCAUGUUCUUCGUGUUCUCUAUUCUUAUAUUGCUGGGGCACUCAAUGUUGCAUCACGUGAUGAUGCGCCACCCAUUGGUGCAACACUACUUGAGACUAACAAAUGAAUCUCGACAUCGCAAACGGAUCCAACUGCAUUUGAAUCCGAAUGAAGAUGUAACAUUGAUGGAAAAUGAAGCAGGUGAAGCAAGUUAUGGUGUACUGAAAAUACAAAGUCCUGUUUUAUCUACAACAGCGGAAACGGAAAACAAAUCGUUUAGUUUUGCAAAUCCUUUGUAUUCGCCGACGGCUCCAGCACCUGCGCCGGUGUCGCCGCCCAGCGUUUCAGAACCAUCCGCUUCGCCGUCCACGCUUCGCACUCCACGACCCUCCUAUAAAGUAGAAGAUGUCGUCUUCGAAACGCCGGAGAGGCUGACCUCAUGGAGGGCUUUCAAAUGUAAGGUAUAUCCGAUAAUGUUUUCGGUAGUCCUCGGUUUCAGCAACGGAUUAUUUGGCUCUGUACCCAUGAUAAUGGCACCUUCACGGGUGGGACGAGAACAUAGAGAAAUUGCAGGUAACAUGAUGACAUUGUCGUACAAUGGAGGUCUUCUAUCGGGAUCUCUCGUCUCGUAUCUAUUACUCAGCAUGCUGGGACCACCUGCUGGGGCGCCGUGCCGCGUCUAUCCCACACCGCCUCUGCCGACAAUACCACCUAUCACAACCACUACCAGUAACCUGACAUUCUUUACUGCCUCACACUGA
Messenger RNA from Diatraea saccharalis (sugarcane borer), 1344 nucleotides. Lineage: Eukaryota; Metazoa; Arthropoda; Insecta; Lepidoptera; Crambidae. The record is from the annotation of a GenBank genome assembly.